AUGUCUCUCAUAAAGACAUUACUGAUACUAACUGUUACUAUUGCGCUCAUUGCCACUGCUUUGGGAGAGCGCGGCAAUUAUGGGGGCGGUUCGAGUAGCGCUUCAAGCCAAGGUGGAUCUAGUAGCAGCAAAUCUAGCGGAUAUGGAGGUUCGCCUGGAAGCGGAUCCAGUGGAAGCCAAAGCUUAGGUGGUUCAGGAGGUAGCCGUGGAUCUGGAGAACAAGGUGGAUCUGGCAGUGAAGGUGGAUCUGGAAGAAGCCAAGGGGGAUCAGGAAAUCAAGGUGGUUCCGGAGGUAGUCAAAGUGGUUCUGGUAGUCAAGGUGGUUCCGGCAGUCAAGGAGGUUCCGGUAGUCAAGGAGGUUCUGGCAGUCAAGGAGGUUCUGGCAGUCAAGGAGGUUCUAGCAGUCAACAAGGUUCUGGGAGUCAAGGUAUUUCUGGAAGUCAAGGAGGCUCUGGCAGUCAAGGUGGUUCUGGAAGUCAAGGUGGUUCUGGUAGUCAGGGCGGAUCUGGAGGUAGCCAAGGUGGUUCAGGCAUGCAAGGUAGCUCAGGGGGUAAUCAAGGUGGAUAUGGAGGAAGUCAAGGUGGCUCUGGAGGUAACCAGGGAGGAUCAGGAAGCCAAGGCAAUUCUGGAGGUAGCCAAGGCAGUUCUGGAGGCAGCCAAGGCAGUUCUGGAGGUAGCCAAGGUGCAUCUGGAGGUAGCCAGGGCGGUUCUGGAGGAUCAGGAAGUCUCGGCGGAUCAGGUAGUCAAGGAGGAUCCGGUGGUAGUCAAGGAGGGUACGGUGGUAGUUCUGGUGGAUACGGCGGUCACGGCCAAAAGUCUAGCGGAUAUGGUCGU
This is a messenger RNA of Brenthis ino (lesser marbled fritillary), 834 nucleotides long. Lineage: Eukaryota; Metazoa; Arthropoda; Insecta; Lepidoptera; Nymphalidae. The record is from the annotation of a GenBank genome assembly.